Penicillium argentinense is the source of this 2460-nucleotide messenger RNA. RefSeq lists its product as uncharacterized. The transcript is spliced from 6 exons. Gene Ontology annotation, molecular function: protein homodimerization activity; double-stranded telomeric DNA binding. The coding region runs from base 1 to 2460 and encodes 819 amino acids. Gene Ontology annotation, biological process: telomere maintenance via telomere lengthening. The record is from RefSeq and is a predicted model, not a curated record. NCBI's taxonomy places the organism in Eukaryota, Fungi, Ascomycota, Eurotiomycetes, Eurotiales, Aspergillaceae.
AUGGUCGAGACCCGAGGCAAUCGGCCAUCUUUUGAUGCCGCUUCUGACCUGCCGUCUUUUCCUGACGAUGGCGACUUGGACCAGAAAACUUCACGUCCCUUGGAGGAUAACGAGGAGCAUGACACUCCUGCUGCCAAAAAACGCCGUACCGAUGCCGAUGCCGGCCCUGGUCCGGACGACGAAACUUCUUUCCAACAAUCGCUCGACAGCCUAGAUCAGCAUGGCCCCGGCCAUAAAAUUGAAGAGGAACUCGCAACGGCCCUUGGAGAAGGGAUCGUUGACACUCUGGAGUCUCCUGACCCCCGUCACAGUACUCAAACCCAGUCCGACGCCCCCGCCUCUCAGAAUGAGACAUCCAAUACCAGUCGAGAGCACGUCGUCUCUAUCAUCAACGACAUCAUGGAUCUUGGAGAACGCUCGGAAGCGCUCACGAACUUGGGACCGCAGGAGAUCCCUCCAUCCAGUGAUUUUCCCGGUGCACGGGGUUACAUCUUUCUCCGGGCCAAUUCCCAUCUGAAAAUCCAAAGUCUCCCUAUUCUGGACAACCUAUCAACGCAAAUCUUGUCCUUCCUCUCCAAAAACAGUUACCAGGACCUCACUGCCAUGGUGUCUGAACCGGAUUCCGAAAACGGUCAAGCCUAUGCCACGAUGCGGUCGCUCUUUGAUCAUACUAAAAGAGUCUACACUAUCCACCACUGCUUUCUACAAGCUUCCGAUCUCGAGAUCACCGACUCUUCCCAAAUCGACAUUAUCCGCAAAGCCAACCUUGCGUCGUUCGUGUCAAGCAUCUUCGGCUCUCAAGAAAUCGGGUUCGCCGACUUGAACGACUACUUUUUGGAUGUUUUUGUUCCUGAAGGUGGUCGUUUGUUAAAGGUUCAGGGAGCCCUUUACUUGGAACUCAAGACCCAGGCUUUCAUUGCGGCCUUGAACACCAAAAGUCGUACCCGGACGCAACUGCUCUAUGAGCUAUUCCCGGAAGAUAUGGAACAACAUCUGUUGAACAGGCGGCCAGGAAUCAAGCAGUUGGCCCCUAGUGAAACCGAUUUUGUCAACCGUCUUACAUCUCGCCGCGACAUCCUUCUUAACGAAAUCAACAACAAUAACGAAGAGGCACUCCAGGCGUUGCCGGAUAAGUACCGAUGGGAACAUUUCCUGAGGGAUCUCAGUUCCUACAUUGCCAAAAAUUUCGAUGCCAUCAACAACCCGCAGACACAGAAACCCGUCAAAGGACGCCAGGCAUCCAGCUCGAAUGAAGACGCCCAAGAAACCCCUAGUACCACCCAUCAAGGGCAAUUCUCAGUCAAUCAGCAGGUCGAGGUUCCUGUCGAUCGGAAUAUGCACGGCGACCUUGUUGCGCGUGCUGCUCGUGCUGCGCAGAUUGCUCUCCAAGGCCAUGGCCUUCGACGUUCCCAGCAGCAAUCCCAACAACAAAAUCAAUACCAACAGCAGCAGCCUCCGUCCCAGGCUAGCCAGUCGCCUUCUCAGCAUCACGCUCAACCUCAACAGCAGCAGCAGCAGCAACAACAACAACAACAACCACAACAUCAACAACACCAGCACCAUCAGCCUGCCCAACCUCAGCAGACUAGCCAGGACGACAACCAGUAUCUCCAUGGCUACACCGCUGCCCAGCAGCCCGCUCAGCCGCAGCAGCAGCCGCAGCAGCAGUUCCAUCACAGCCCUACGCCACCGGGGGGUACCAUCAACAACAAUCUGCAAAGUCCCUUGCAAGCAAACUUCCAGCAAUACAACCCUAACGCGGCGCAGGCUAUGCAGGCUCGGUCCAAUGGGAUGUCGUCACAACAGCAAGGCUACCUACCAGGGAUUCCUCAUUAUUCUCAAUCCCAACCGACGCAAGUCCUCUAUGAGCGGGCUCGUAUGGCUGCUUCAGCCAAGUCUUCACCAACGAGCCGCAAGUCUGGACUCCCCAGCCAACGUCGGCCAUGGACAACUGAAGAAGAGAACGCGCUCAUGGCCGGUCUUGACCGAGUCAAGGGCCCUCAUUGGAGCCAAAUUCUCGCAAUGUUCGGUCCCGGUGGUACCAUCAGCGAAGCUUUGAAGGACCGCAACCAGGUACAGCUUAAAGACAAGGCUCGCAACCUGAAGCUGUUCUUCCUCAAGAGUGGAAUCGAGGUGCCUUACUACCUGAAGUUUGUGACUGGCGAGCUGAAGACUCGCGCGCCUGCCCAGGCUGCCAAACGUGAGGCCCGUGAGAGACAAAAGAAGCAAGGCGAAGAAGACAAGGCGCACGUGGAAGGGAUCAAGGGUAUGAUGGCACUGGCGGGCGCACACCCGUCGCCUUCUCCUCCGGAUGCCAGCAACCAGUCUGUUUUCGACCAGACCGCCGAACAGAACCUGAUGCAGACCCUUAGCCAGGAGGUUCAUGGUAGUCAAUACCCUCAGCACCACGCUGCGCCACCCUCAGACCAUAUUGAUCCGCACAUGCAGAUGGGCCAAUAA